UCAAGAGUUGGACACUCAACCGACUGAGCCACCCAGGUGCCCUGAAAUGCUCAUUUUUAUUCAAGUAUUAAUCACUUUUAAAGCCAUAUAACAUUUUCUGAAUUGCCAGAGCUAUUCUUCCUGAAGUUUUUGUUACUGACAUACAGGUUAUUUCCCAGAAUUCGUGUUUUAUACUGAAUUUAAUAAGUAGUGUCUUUUCCCUUAGGUCCUCCGAGUUCCCUAGCAAAGCACAAGCAAAAUCUAAAGAACUACCUUACCUUUGCAACCAUAUACCUGUAAGUGGAGGACUGCCUUACAGUACGAGGCAUUGCAAUCUUUUGGAAUUUUUCUCUGAUCAUUUGCCCUCUAAAUUAUAAAUGUUGUAAAGUGAUAGGAAAUUACCAGUAGGGAUUAUUACCUACGUUUCCCUUACCAGGUUAAUUAGAAACCUACCUGCCUUUUAUUGAAAUAUACUCAAAUUAUAAAAUACAUGUUGUAAGAUAGAUCUAAAAAUAAUUCCUACUCAGGUAGUAGUGAAGGGGAAAGUUCCUUUAAAGUUUUAAUAAGAAUCUUAGUAAAAGGUUAUGACUCACUUCAAAACUUUAAGAACUGGUUUUUAUUAUUAGAUUAUAGUCUGAACUAUCUAAGAUACUAUAAUACUGUCUUCCAGAGACUUCCUACUUCUCAAGCCCGUGCUCUCUGAUAUGUCCAUGUUAGUUAUGACCACAAAACUGUAAACUGAGCAUUUUGUGACCUCUUUGGGGGAAGAUGGGUGAUGACCUGAUAUGCUUUAUUACGUUCCACGAGUUUCAGAAAGGCAUGAGAAGUUUUAUUUCAGAACCAUACGUGGUAGCUAGCCUCCGAGAUCGUCCCCAAAGAUCCCUGCUUCUUGGUAUUCCCCUACAUGUAUUUUCCUCCCACAGCGUACCAGAGAUGGGCCUAUAGGACAUAGCUGAAGUGACUGUGUGUCACCUUCCAGAUUAUGCUACAUAAGACUAUGGCUAUCUUGGGCUUUCUCUCUCUUGGGAUACGUGGCGGGAAGCCCUGUCGUGAGCAGCCCUGUGGCCCCCGUGCCAAGGAACUGAAUGAAACCUGUAAACAACUGUGUGAGUGAGCUUGGAAAUGGAUCUGCCAGCCCAAGGCAAGUUCGGAGACUGCAGCCCCAGCCGACAGCCGAGAGACUGACGCUGAGCCAGAAGCACGAAGCUAAGGCACUCCCAGGUCCCUGACCCUCAGAAAUGGAAGAGUAACAGUUCAGUGCUUGCAAGCUGCAAAACUCGAUCAGUCUGCUCACCCAGGUUUGGAGGACACCGGGUUGGAGCCGGCGCCUGCCUAGCAGCAGUUGUCAGCCUCAAAUUCGCAAGGACACACAUGGGCGCAGGUGGGAACGCUGGUGGUGUCGUCGUCAGCGGCGGUGGUGGUGGGAACGUCGUCGGUGGCGACGGUGGCAGCAGUGCUUGCGGUGCCACUGCCGUAGCAGUGGGUGAUCAGGCGGCCCGCCUGCACACUCUGCGCCACGAUGUUGGUGCCGUGGCACGCCAACAAUAGCAAGUUUCGAGGCUGUACGCGGUAGGCGAAACGCAUGAAGGCCAUCGAGUACAAGAUAAGCGCCGUCGUCAUGCGGCCACUGAUGAUGUCGGGCGAUGCUCUCAUAUCCUUAACGGUGGCCAGCGGCAGGCCCCAGUUGAACACGGGACCCCAGAAGUGGGUGCUGGUCAGGUAGUCCCGGAACUCCUUGGUCUUCAUAUAGUUUCUCGCCCUCCGCCACAGUGCUGCCACCGACGCCAUGAUCGCCGAGCCGUGGGAGCGUCAACAGAGUAACAAUGCCCCGCCCCCACCAAUGACGUGGACACAGACCCUGCCCCACGCAGCGUUGGCCUAUGGCCUCGCGCCGUCGCAUGGCUGCGAUAAAGUGCUCGCGAUGCUGUCACACAUGCCUUUAACAGCGGGAGGUCUUAAGGGGGCCACGCCCCUGUGCCUUCAAGUGGCUGCCGUAAAGUAUGUCUGACAAGCACGUGACGCUCUCACAUAGCGUUUGCGACAUAGUCACGUCGUCAUCCCUAAGCCGGACCACCCGGAAGUGCACGGAGCGCGCCUGCGCCUGGGUGUGCGUGCCUCUGGCAAGGGUGAGACUGCAGCCUGGUCUUCACUGGACGCCAUUGUGGUGAGGCCGUUGUAAGACUCGCCGGGCUCCACGUGGCACCCAGGGAGCUUUCCCGCCUGCCGCCGCCUCAUCUGCUGCCGCCCGUUACGGUUCCCGCCACCGCCGAGAACAUGUUCCAGAAACCGAGAAGACAGGACCGCCCGAGCAGCCAGGACAAGAGGGAGAAGGAGUGGGAACGCGGCGCCACCGCCAUGGAGGAGGCCCCGAGCACCUCCCGCGGGGCGGCAGGCUUCCAGGAGGCCCCGGGCACGUCGUCACAGGGCAGCCGUGGGGCCGAGGCUUUCCCUGAGGUGUGGCCCAGGUCCCAGCAGCAGUUGGAGCUGAAGGUGGCCGAGCUGGUGCAGUUCUUGCUGAUUAAAGACCAGAAGAAGACCCCGAUCAGGCGCGCUGACAUCCGGAAGCACGUCCUCGGAGACUACAAGAACAUCUUCCAUGACCUCCUCAAAAUGGCUGCCGAGCGCCUCGAGUACGUCUUCGGGUACAAGCUGGUGGAACUGGAACCGAAAAGCAGAAGUUACAUCCUGAUCAACACUCUGGAACCAGUGGAGGAGGAUGCAGAGUUCAGAGGCGAUCAGGGCACGCCCACCACCGGCCUCCUGAUGAGUAUUCUAGGUCUUAUCUUUAUGAAGGGCAAUAGUGUCAAGGAAAGUGAGGUCUGGGACUUCCUGCGUCGCUUAGGGGUGUUCCCCACAAAGAUGCAUUCAGUUUUCGGAGACCCAAAGAAACUUAUUACCCAAGUAUUUGUGCGGCAGCGUUACCUAGAUUAUCUCCGGAUACCCCACACGGAUCCUGUAGAGUAUGAAUUCCAGUGGGGUCCCCGGACCAAGCUGGAAACCAGCAAGAUGAAAGUUCUUAAGUUUGUGGCCAAAGUCCAUAAUCAAGACCCCAAGGACUGGCCAGGGCAGUACCUUGAGGCUUUGGCAGAGGAGGAGGCGAGGGCCAGACCCGAGACCGAGACCGGUGGCCCUCCUUCCUCCUCUUAAAGUCUGCGAUUGAUUUGGGCUCCAGGGGAGUUGGUGUCGAAGGUGAAGAGGUAGAGGUGGGAGGGAGCCUAUUUCUGUAACGCUUAAAUGUGUGUGACUCUAGGGUGUGUUUGCAAACUUCUGUUCUCCUUUAAUAUUUUAAGUUAUUUGGUCCCAACUUCUCUCUCUUAAAAAAUAUUAGAAGAUUUUUAUUUUAACCUGUGUUAUUGUCUGUAUCUUUUGCAUAAAAAAAUUUGCUAGCCUUAUACAACUAGUUGGAAAACUUUGCACCAUGAUCUAGAACAGGUGUUAAAGAACACAUUGGUAAAUUGCUUUGGUGCCAAGAAAGUAAAAAGCAAAGUGGCUACUAUCUGGUUUCUUUACUACCCCAGUUUGUAAGUUAAAAUAAAAGCCUUUAUAAAUUAAAAAUAAAAAUGUGUAAUUGCUUAUACCGUUUUUACCUUAAGACAGCUAUUAUAUAUUUACAUAUCUUCUAUAUGUAUAAGCAUGAUGCAUCAUCUAAGCAAUGUGCAUACUGUAUUUUCUCUGAAUAACAAUUUCUUAUAUUCAUAAUUCCCAGCUCUGUGGCUGACUGUUUAGUUCCAUUUAAUUUGUUUUUUGGUUUUGUUUUGCUUUGCUGCUAUACUUGUAAUAAAUAAUGUAUCUUUGAAGCAGCUAAGCACUAUGCAUUUCCCACUCAUGAUCCAUGAGAUAAUAAUUUCAGGACUCAAAACCAGCAUCUUAAAAACAGUAUUUUUUCUUGCUACAAAUUAUUAAGGUAAAUAGCAUUUUGUAGAAGUUGCUUUACUUUUAUAUGAGUAUAUGCAUACUGUAUCAUCUAAAAUACAUUUCUCACUGGGUACAAAAAAGUAGAUAAAACUGUUAGUGAUUAACCAUGCCUGUUGGGAAUCAGACUACGUGGUCUUAGGUCCUGGCUUCAUAUAACUAACUAUAUGCACUUAGGCAGGUUAUUUCACUUGUAUACAGAUGUUUCCUCACUUGUAAACUGAAGUCAUGAUGCCCAUGUUAUGUGUAGUAAUGUGAUAAUUUGAUAUCGGAAGUAUAAAUAAAGUUCUUGGUACAAUGCC
This is a messenger RNA of Suricata suricatta (meerkat), 4193 nucleotides long. RefSeq names its product non-structural maintenance of chromosomes element 3 homolog. Gene Ontology annotation, biological process: negative regulation of transcription by RNA polymerase II. Lineage: Eukaryota; Metazoa; Chordata; Mammalia; Carnivora; Herpestidae. Gene Ontology annotation, cellular component: nucleus. The coding region runs from base 2254 to 3126 and encodes 290 amino acids. The record is from RefSeq and is a predicted model, not a curated record. The transcript has 3 exons.